AUCAUCUCUUCCCCUCUUUUCGUUCCAAUCCACAGGAGGAGAGGCGAGGAGAGGAGAGCGAAGGAGCAGAGGCGAAGCACGAGUCCAAUCCAAACCCGAAAAAUUCGCGUGGCGGCCAAGCCAUCGACGCGAGCGAAACGCACGAGCGCGUCGCCUCCGCCUCCGCCGCGCCUCGCCAUGGCGGCGGCCGUCUCCACGGCGCCGCGCGCGCCGCUCCCCGCCGGCGCCGUGUCGUCCUCCUGCUGCUCGUCGUCGUCCUCCUCCGCGUCGAUGUCGCGGAGGUGGGAUCCGAGCCCGAACCCUAGCAGCGGCAGCGGCAGCAGGUUGUUCCUCGCGGCGCGGCGCGGGGAGCGGCUGCGCGUGCGCCGGCUUGCGGGCGCCGCGCCCGCACCGGCACCACGCCGCCGCGUUUCGUCCGUGGUGCGGUGCGGCGGCGGUGGAGGCGGCGUGCGGAGCCCCGACGACGCGGACGCCGGCAGCGGCGAGCGGCGGAGGGGCUGGGACGCGCUGUUCCACGACGCGUUCCAGGGCGCCGUGCGGCGGUGGAGCGAGUACGUCGGCAGCCACUGGCCCUUGGCGCCUGCCGGGAAGGAUGCUGGGCUCGGGAAGAGGGUUGAGAGUCGUCGCGAAGAGCAGGUUAGGGGCGAGGUGGAGGAGGAAGAGGGGAAGUGGAGCUGGGAGAGGUGGAAGCAGCACUUCGCGCUAAUCGAAGAGAGCGAGCGCCUCGUCGAUGAGCUGCAGCUACAACUACGGACUGCUGUUUAUAGAGAGGACUUCAGGAGUGCUCACAAACUGAAGUUGGCUAUUGCGGCUACAUCAAAAAACGAUACUGUGGGCAGAGCAAUUUCUGACUUAAAUAGUGCAAUAGAAGAGGAGCGCUACAUGGAUGCAACUUAUAUUAGAGAUCAUGCUGGCGCAGGAUUGUUGGGAUGGUGGUCUGGGAUUUCUGGAAAUUUGUCUGAUCCAUAUGGUCUUAUAAUUCGUAUAAGUGCUGAACAUGGUCGAUAUGUGGCGAAAAGUUACGAUACCAGGCAGCUGAAUUCAGAUGGCCCUGGUUUCCCCAUAUUUGAAAUUUACUUUGCUGAGGCCAAUGGAGGGUACAAUCUGCAGGCAGUGCAUCUGAAACCAGAUGACAGUGAUUCUCAGCAGUUGUCAAAUACGUUGAGAGAGAAACUAGGCAUGGAUAGUAUAAACAUAUCUAGCAGUUCAUUUGGAGCUAAACAUGAGGAUCACAAUGAAGGUGUAAACAUGGAUGAUCAAAAUAGUGAUGAUAGUGAUAUUUCUGCUGGUCCAGCUGGUUUCAAAAACUUGCCAAGCGAUUCAACUCCAGUUCCCAGGGUUAAAAUACUAAAAGUGGUGCCCAUGGAAAAUGUUAAUCAGGACUAUAUAAUCAAAAUUUUUGAUCAGAUGUCGGAUGAAGAUGAUGAAAAUGAUAAUCCUGAGGAUGAAAUUGAAUCAUCAGAGGACAUUGGUGAUGGAGAUAACGUUGAAGAAGCAGAAGCAGCUUCUGCAGAAGAUAAUGUUGAUGAAUCUGGCGAUGAAAGUGAUAUUGAAGCCUUAAUAUCAAUUGAUUUUAUCACAGAGGACGACAAGGAUUUUAUGUCUCCAUCAUCCACAAAAGCCUUUGAACGAAUGCCAGCUAGAUUAGAAAGAAGAGACCGUUUUUCAUUUUCGUUCUAUACUGAACAAUAUAGUAAAAGGCAAGAUGUGGAAAAAGUUCAGGGGAUUUCCAAAGAAAAAGUUGGACUCCGAACUGCUCAGCAGGAUGAUGAUGAUCUCCAAUUUGACCGUGUAAAGUUAGUAGGCAGCAACAGAAAAUUAUCGGUACUACAACUUGGCAUCAAGCAACACAAUAAUAAGGUUCAGCAAAAAUUGUACGGAGUUACUCACUUCAGCCGUAUUCAGAUACCUGUCUCCUCAGAUCCUCUUACUGGUUUAUACAUGACGGCAUCAGGUUUUGACUCAGAAAUUCUUAGCUUACAACGAAAAUUUGGUCAAUGGCGAGAGGAUGAUUCAUCUGAAGAGCACAGGGACCUACAGUUCUAUGAGUAUGUUGAGGCUGUAAAGUUGACCGGUGACAACCUUGUGCCAGCGGGUCAGGUUGUCUUCCGUGCAAAGGUUGGCAAACAUUAUCAGCUUCCACAUAAGGGAAUCAUCCCUAGAGAACUUGGAGUGGUUGCUAGGUACAAAGGGGAAAGGAGAAUUGCAGAUCCAGGUUUCCAAAACCCUCGUUGGGUUGAUGGCGAGCUUUUGAUACUAGAUGGAAAGUUCAUCAGAGAUGGUCCUGUGAUAGCUUUCUUUUACUGGACAUCAAACUUUCAUCUUUUUGAAUUCUUUAGGCGGUUGAAGCUUCCUGAUUAGUUUCAGAGAAUCAGUUGAAGCAGGCCAUUCCACAAUCUUGCAUGUCGAUGUACAUAACAGAAUGUACAUAAUCGUCUUCGUUAAAAAAUACAGUUGGGAAGAAUUGCGCAACAUCACAUUCCUUUUCUUUGGAGAGAAUCCAGUGGAAUGAGGACUUGAGCGGCGGCAUCUCCAAUCUCACUGGAAGAUGCCACUUUUAAGGAAAGAACUCGCACAAAGGAAGAUAUGAAGAGUGAACUCGUUGUUCCAUUUCCUUUCAGCUCACCAACCCGGUUUGGAGUUGGAGGCCAGGUCCAAGAUAGUUUAGUAAGAAAGAAAAGUAGGUUGAAAGCUCCAAAAUGAAAAGCUAGAAUUAUUCCAGGGUUUCAACUGUUGCUUUUUCGAGCCAUAUCACACAGGAACAAUUGUACGUGAAAUAUAAGUAGGAACAGUUUUGGCCAGUGUGAUCAAAUAAUUCAACCGGUGGUAAUAACGGGCACUUCGUGUUUUGUAAAUCCAACCAGUAGCAGGGGGGAUAACUGCUGUGUGUAUAUAUAUAACUCAGCAUGAAUUUUGUUGAACUUUGGCCUUGUUUAGUUUCCAAAAAAAAAACUUUUCACCAA
Oryza sativa Japonica Group (Japanese rice) is the source of this 2963-nucleotide messenger RNA. NCBI's taxonomy places the organism in Eukaryota, Viridiplantae, Streptophyta, Magnoliopsida, Poales, Poaceae. The record is from RefSeq and is a predicted model, not a curated record.